Molecule: messenger RNA, 2328 nt
Organism: Cladocopium goreaui
Lineage: Eukaryota; Dinophyceae; Suessiales; Symbiodiniaceae
Source: the annotation of a GenBank genome assembly
AUGGGGAAGCAUGCCUCUCAGUCUGGCGUGAGCAUCCUGCCUAGCAGGCUGGUGCGCGAACAUGCCAAAAGCUGCAAAAAAAAGGGCAAAUGCUCCUUGUGCUGUUGGAAAGCCAAAAUGGAUAAGUGGCAGGCAGAGAAGAAUUUCAGACCUUGGCUUGCGGUGUCAUUGCGUCCGCGUGUGGGUGUGGGGUGCAAGACUUGCGCAGACAGCAAAUCCCAGACGCCAUGGGGCCAAUUUGAAAUCAAUCCACGGUCUUUGAAAAUGCAACAGGUCGAGAAGCACGAAAAUUCUCAAGUCCACAAAGUGGCGAGCGAAAGGUGCAGCAAUGAAGAAGAUUUAUUGCUGGCUCCUCCAAUGUCUGAAUUCUUAGAUGCCUAUGAAAACAUGCGGAAGGGAGGGAGCGCAAGGCAACAAGGAGUCUCUUCUGACAGGAAAUCUAGGAUCAGAUACUGCAUUGCCGAAGCGGUGAUCCGCCGAAAUGCCCAGUUCUUGAGAUCUGCUUCUUCAGUGGCUUUGCUUAGGGAUGAGCGAAAAGGCCGGCUUCUGCUGCGGUUUCGGGCAGCCCAGGCUGACUUGUCAACCUUGGAUGGGGUGCUGGGGCUUGUUGACACUGAGCCUUCUUCAGAGCAAUUGGCUGCUGCCACCACGCACGCCUUGAAAGUUUUCUGCCAGCCCUUCACAGCAUUGCCCCGAGGAAGCAAAGCUGUGGCCAAGCCUUACGACCGCGCGCUGCAGAAAAACUUGAAGGACAAGAUUCAGAUCUUGACCACCGACAAUGCGUCAUCAGAGAUGCUGGCGUCGCAGCAACUACGGGGGGCCCGCCCACAUGCCACUCCAGGCGGUCUUGCAACCAAAGCAGCUUUGCCCAAUGUGAAGUUGGUUGCGAAGGACAGUGCCCACUCUUCAACUAGAGUCUUGAAGAGGCCCUUCGCAAAGCAUCCUCACAUCAACUCUGUCAUGUGUGAGCUGGUCUACAAUUCUGAAAGCUUUUGCCAGAAAAUUUUCCACUCCCCUCUCUAUUCCAAGUGGUGGAAGGAAGUGACAGCGGAGGAAGAUGAAGAGGGACCAGGCCAGUCUGCCAGAGUGACCUCCAUGUGUUCAGCCAAGCACCGCUUUGCCAGCUACUACCAACCUUUGAGCAGGCUCAUCAAGAACCUCCCGGCGGCAGUCAAAUUGAUGCAUCGCAUCAGUUCCAUGCGGGCCGGGCAAGAUAAUGGCCAGUGGGCUGGGAAGACACUGGCCACUUUGAAUGGUGAAAAAUUGUUGCUCCUUGGCAUGUGCACGGAUGCUUCAGCUUCAUGUUUGGAGUUUACCCGGUACAACGACCAAGAAGGGAUGGACAUUUCUCAGUUGACCAAUGAAGUGGCUGCCCUCGUGUCGCAGCUUCGCGUGCAGUUUGAAGAUGGACAAUGCUUCCACUUGCCCACCUACACUAAGAGCUGCCUUGAUUUUCUGGAAGGCAACCCUCCGAUGAUGGUGAUGCAUGGCGGCGAUGCCCGAGAGCUCCGUGUUGAUCAGGCAGCCAAGACACGCUGCUUGAAGGAAUGGGUGGCAGCUAUGGAGGAAACUUUGGCUGCGGAAUUUCCGGCUUGGCAUGUCUUGCAAUGCUUCGACAUCUUUGAGCUGACACAGCCUCAGAGCCGACCUGACCUGAGCAAGCAGUUCGCCACUUUGGCACAAGCUUUCCAAGUGAACGAGGAGAAGCUCAAGGAGCAAUACAUGGCAUUGAUGCCUGUGGCCCAAUCUUUGCAGCGCAGGACAGACAUGGACAAUCGCAGUGCAUGGCGACAGGCGCUUCAACGGAAAAAAGGAGCUUCCAAACGCCACGGUGGCUACGAGUGCGAUGCCUUGUUGGAGGUGCUCAGCGCAUACCAAGCAUGGACAUGUUCCACUUCCGGUGUGGAGCAGUUGUUCAGCAAGGUCAAGCGCUCUCCCAUCGAGAAUGCCAACAGCUCUGCAGAUACGGACCGGCGACUAGCCAUUGUUAUGGGUGACACCAGUCAAGGCCAGGCCCUCGAAGAUUUGCUGCAGCAAGGCCGUCUCUUCUACGUUCAGAUGUUACCAUCAGCCCAGUCUUGUGAGCACAAGCAUGAAAGAUUGGACAAGGGCAUCGCAAAACCCGACACUGACCGGACCCAGGGAUCAGAAGCCGAAUGGGUUCGAAACAGGAAAGCGGCUGUGAAGGCUGCCGUGGCACGAAAAGUUGCCACUCCUCAGGCCAAAUUGGCGCAUGGCAGUCUGCCUGAAUCUCUCCAAGAAGAAAUCAAGCGUCAGCAGGCUUGGGCCAAAAGCGGAAAGCGGAGGCUUACCGCGAUGGACUUUUGA